Plutella xylostella (diamondback moth) is the source of this 542-nucleotide messenger RNA. RefSeq lists its product as uncharacterized. Lineage: Eukaryota; Metazoa; Arthropoda; Insecta; Lepidoptera; Plutellidae. The record is from RefSeq and is a predicted model, not a curated record.
AAAAUGAAGUUAUUAUGUAUCAUGUUUUAUGCAAUGAGCCUCGCCUUUGCCGAAAGUAGUGAUGACUUCUACACGCGAUAUUGGCCGAGACAAGUGAUGGAGAGGUUGAUCCCUCCACCAAAAAAAUUUUGCUGCCCAACCAAUGAAAACUUCAUGGAUACAUACCGCAAGGGCUGCGAAAUUGAUCGAUGUUUUGCUCGUAUAAAUGAAACCUGCACGGAUUACUUGAAUGAUAUCAGCUUAGAGUACAUCCCCCCGGGCCAGCCCUUGGACCGGCGCUGCCACAACGGAGCCAAAUGUGAGAACGGAAAAUGUAGAUUGGACCGCAUCAACGACGACGAUUACAUGAGAUUUGUAAGAAGAAUCCAAUAUAAUAUGUAAGAAAGUAACACCAAUAAUGAAUACGGCAUUACGGUUAAAUUUCCCUUUAUAUAUUAUUAAUAUUAUCUAAUUAAGACAUGAUCUCAGUAGAUUUAUUAGGUAUGUAAGUAGUGUAUUGAUUUUCUCUUCUGUGAGGUAAUUUUAAAUACAUAAAUAAAUAA